Molecule: messenger RNA, 432 nt
Organism: Penicillium angulare
Lineage: Eukaryota; Fungi; Ascomycota; Eurotiomycetes; Eurotiales; Aspergillaceae
Exons: 2
Coding region: 1-432 (143 amino acids)
Source: RefSeq, a predicted model, not a curated record
AUGCACCACCUUACUUCUCUCCCCCCUGUAGCCCAGCCCAUCAAUUUAUUCGGCGACUUUGUCUCCGAUGUACCGCAGACCAUCGUCUUGAAAGAAAAGAUUAUCUCCUUCUCCGGGGACAGCUUUGAAAUCAAGCUGCACAACGAUCAACCAAUUUUGAAAGUCAAAGGCUCCUGGGCACCGUUUCAAGGUCGCAAGAAGGUCGAAGACAUGAACCGUCAACGCCUGUUCGACAUUACCAAAGAGCAUAUUCACCUCCAUACAACCUAUGUGAUUGAGGACCCUGAGCGCGCCAAUAUUGUCGAGAUCAGAAGCAAUCUCAAAUUUAUCGGCUCUAAUGCCAUUAUGACUUUCAAUGAUCGCAACGGCAAGCCAGUGACUCUUGGUAUGAGUGGAAAGUUCUUCAAGCACAAUGCCGAUAUUGUUGAUUAG